CAUGCUCGCGCGCGCUCUCUCUCUCUCACACACACACACACACACACACACACACACACACACACACACAUACACACAGGCGUACGCACAACACAGCUGUCAGACCCAUCCCCUGCUGGCCAGCUCCGAGCGCCCGGAGAGAGGCGGAGUGCUGAGGGCGGCUGCAGGAGGCAGUGCCUGGACCUCGUCUGCCGGGGAGAGACGGAGCCUGCGGCGGGUGCGGCUGCCGAGCAGGGCCAGGCCGGGCCCUGCCCGCAAGGACGCCCGAGCUCUUCGCCGGCCCCUGAGCCCGGGAGCCCACCAGGCUCUCUUGCUGGACCCACCAUGACUUCAGAGCCCACGUCGCCCCCCGUAGUGCCCCCACUCCACUCCCCCAAGUCACCUGUCUGGCCCACCUUCCCGUUCCACCGGGAGGGCAGCAGGGUCUGGGAGCGGGGAGGUGUCUUGGCUCGGGAUCUGCCCAGUCCUCUGCCCACCAAACGGACCAGGACGUAUUCAGCGACAGCGCGAGCCUCGGCUGGUCCCGUGUUCAAGGGCGUCUGUAAGCAGUUCUCCCGCUCACAGGGCCACGGCUUCAUCACCCCUGAGAAUGGAUCCGAGGACAUCUUUGUGCACGUAUCUGACAUCGAGGGGGAGUACGUGCCAGUGGAAGGCGACGAGGUAACCUACAAGAUGUGCCCCAUCCCACCCAAGAACCAGAAGUUCCAGGCCGUGGAGGUGGUGCUCACACAGUUGGCCCCACACACCCCCCACGAGACGUGGUCCGGCCAGGUCGUGGGCUCCUAGGCGGGGGGGCUCACGUGUCGGCCGCUGGGCGGGUGGGGAGCCACACUGGGUAGAUGGGCAGCAGCGGGCUCCGGGCCCCGCUGCGCUGGCCGACCCAGUCCCUUGGGCGGCCUCAGUGUACACGUCUGUCCGUCUGUGCUUGUGGCUGUGAGCGUGUGCCUCCAUCCACCCCCGUGACCAGUGACUGUUGUGUGAGCUGGACUGAAGGGGAGGCCACCAGACCUGCCUUCUGAUUGUCCACUCCUCCCCCUCCCUGCCACAUCUGCACAGGACCCCCUUGCCCUCCUGUCCACUGAGCCUCCAAGGGCCUGUGUCAGGCCUGGGCCUGGGAGGCAGGGGCACCAGUGGGCCCAUCGCCCCAGCUUGCUCCCCUUGCCUCUGCCCCAGGGACCAGACUCUGCUGGUCCUGACACCCACCCCCCUGGGCUGGGGUCUCCCACUGUGGCCUGUACCCCUUUCCUCAGAAGCCAGGUCAGCAAGAGCUCGGGGGGAGCCUCCCAGCCUCUAGCAGGGAAAGAGGGUACACUGUGGAGGCAGAGCCCCCUCAGCACCGCGGCAAAGCCUGCCUUCCAUCCGUGCUCUCCUCGCAGCUUACCGGAGAAGCAGGCAAGGAGCCGAGGGUCCUGGUUUUGCCGGCCACAGUCCCUCAUCCUCAGCCUGGCAAAGGCUCUAUGAACACAGUGAGGCCGUGUCCCCUCCCCUGGGCUGUGCUGAGCUGACACAGGUGUGUGGAGGGGUGGGGGCACAUUGCCCCCGGUGUGGAUGGAGCCAUCCCCUUGCCCUGACCCAGGCUCUGCUGAUACUCGGCCCGUGCCCACACACACCAGCUGCUGAGGACCUGGUGAUACAGACACAUGUCCCCUCAGGCAGGGCCGGGCAUGGGCACCCACAGGAAGGCCCUCAGCCUGCAAGACCCCAGCCCUGCAGCCCCUUGCUGGGUCCUCUUCCCGCAGUACAGUAGGUGGCUACUGCGCCCCCAACAGGCCAGUGGCCAAGGUGUGUGAUCCCAACCUCAUGAGUCCCUUAAGAGGUGUGGGGGGGGUGUGUGUACGCACUCGUGAGUGUUUACUCUUGGGUGGGGGGCUGGUCUGGCCUGGGAGGCUAGGACGGAGUGGCUUUGCCUCUAUCCUACCACCACUACCACCACCACUACCACCAGCACCCUCCUUUCCAGAAAACACAUCAUUUGAUGGGAAAAGAGAUGGGGGUCAAGGGAAGGUCUGCCAGGGACAGUGACCUUUUGAAGAUUGGAUUUGUGAAUGAAAUGGGCUCAAAUGCCCAGAAUGAGGGGGUGUCUGUUUAGAAGGAUCCCCAGCCCUGCGGGGGCCCUGAGGCCCCAGGGUAGAGAUCAGCUGGGGUAGGUUCACCCCUCCCAUACCCAGUCCCUGCAAGGCUAGGGGGCCAGAACUGCUGAGAUCCUGGCUGGCCCCCACAAACCGAGAAUGGCCCAGCCUGACACCCCACUGCGCUGGAGCUACUCCAGUAAGGCCAGAGGACUUGCCCCAGAGGAGUAAGGACUUCUGGCUUCCUUGGUGGAAGGUUUAUUGGUGUAGGUUAACUCCCGAGUAGCCAGCCUCCCCGCAGCCCACCUCCCGCCACACCCCCUUAAGGCACUAGCUGGGAGACAGGAUGUGGUGGCAUCAGCCCAGGGCCGGUUCGGGGCCAGAGGGCGCAGGAGGGCUCCUCCAGACCCACAGCCCCACAGCAUCAAGUCAGAGACCUUCCUGAGACCCCCCAACCGCCCGGACUACCCCCUUCCCCCACCUCCUAACACUGGCAAUAAACCCUCAACUGUGACUCA
Suricata suricatta (meerkat) is the source of this 2587-nucleotide messenger RNA. It is a transcript of the gene CSDC2, whose product is annotated as cold shock domain containing C2. The record is from RefSeq and is a predicted model, not a curated record. Gene Ontology annotation, biological process: regulation of mRNA stability. Lineage: Eukaryota; Metazoa; Chordata; Mammalia; Carnivora; Herpestidae. Gene Ontology annotation, cellular component: cytoplasm. The transcript has 5 exons. The coding region runs from base 325 to 786 and encodes 153 amino acids. Gene Ontology annotation, molecular function: mRNA 3'-UTR binding.